ACGAGCUCUGGUUUGGUUUGGACGUGGCUGACAAGCAUUAGCGAGUGAGCACCACCCUGCAUACGCGCUGCUGGAGGCAGUGAGGCAAGGAGCACGAGGUGAGCGCAGAGGUGUUGCGAGAUGUCCGACGAGUAGCGCCUCUCCUUACUCAUCGCGUUCGCUGAUUUGAUCAGUUAUUGCGUGGCUCAUCUAGGUAGUGCGUAGCAGUUCGUUAGUUCAGCUAGUUUAUUUGGCGGAUUCGCUCAGUCGCCUCGUCACAGCGUCAUUGUCCUUCAUUUGCGCGAUCUGCGCGCGGCAGCGGGAAAUGAAGCACCCCUGAUCGCGACGCCCAAUGCAGUCGCUAUUCCCUAGUCCGUUACUGGCAUAUCCGCUACUCGUUACCCCGUAGCCGUGCGCAGAACGAACCUGCUGUUUUUUCCGCCACCAGCAGAACCGGGACACCGAUUACUGCCCGGGGGAUGCGGCGCGUUUCGCGGAGAUCGCGGGCCAGGCUUCCGGUGCGCCUGGUGCUGGCGGCGGGACUGUUGGCGGCGGCGACGGUCGGCUGCCUCGCGCUGCGGCCGGUGACGGCGGGCGCGCUCAGCGGCGCGUGGGCGGCGGCGAACAGCUCGGGCAACGACGACGCGGCCCUCCUGUACGCGCAAUGGAAGCGCGCUUACCGCCUGGGCGCGUCGCUCGUCGAUCUGCCCGCCGCCCUCUCGCUGCCCGCGGGCGUGCCCCCCGCCCCGCACCUGGAGGACUGCAGCGCGCGCACCGCCGCACGACAGGCGCUGGAGAGGCGCGGGCGCAAGGGGGAGUCGCCCGCAUGGGCUAUAGGGCGGCUGCCGCAACCCCCGUGGGUACGCGGGUCGGAGGCGGGCAGUCUGGGCGGCACGCGGGCGGCACAGAGGGACCUGUGGGAGCACCAGUUCCCGCCGCACCGCUGCCGGGGGCGCCGCCUGCUGCUCGUGCAGUGGCUGGACAUGACGUGGCACGGGCUGGGCUCGCAGCUCCACGUCAUCAGUUCCAUUCUGAGCGUGGCGAUGCUCUUCAACCGCACGCUCGUCAUCGUUCCGGGGACCUUCCCGCAGGCAAACCACCGCGAGUGCAAGUCAGGGGGCAAGCAUGCAUCGCUCGACUGCUACUUCUUCCCCAUCGCCUCCAUCCACUGCCAGCGCAUUGCCAUGAACGCUUAUAACGAGUACAAGGAGCUGCGGGGGCUGGUGGGGCGCAUGCCGAUGGAGCGGGCGGAGUUUGAGGCGGGGCGGUCGCCGUGGGGCACGUGGGUGCAGCAGCAGCAGAGGCGCGUCAACGCCACCCGCGCCAGGGCUGCUGGUGAGGGGGGCGCUGGUGGCGAGGGGGGGUUAGCGGAUGCUGUGAUCCCACAGAGCGGUGGGCACAGGCGUAUCGACCAGGAGGCAAUUGAAGGGCAGGGGGAGGCGGGGAGCGAGGCGGAGCGCGGGGCGGUGCAGUGGUGCGGGUACGAGGCGGGGGUGACCCUGGAGUCGGACGCGCUGGUGGUGUUCGGGUGCAGCCCGCUGCUGCCGCGCUGGGCGGGCGGCAAGUACCUCAAGCACCUCCGAGGCGCCGCCGCACGGCUGUGGGGCGGGGCGUACAGGGAGCGCACGGUGACCAACGAGGUGAGUGGCCAGCUGGUGAGCAGCAGCGCGCUGGUGAGGGUGCAGUGGUGGCGCGCGCAGUCGCUGCGCUUCAUGCUGCGCUGGCCCACGCGCUACCUCUGCCACAUCAUCAACCGCGAGCGCCACCAGGUGUACGGCAGGCAGGUGGCGCACAGCAUGGCGGCAGCCAUGGCGCAGCAGCAGCAGGUGGUGAGCCGGGCGGCGCAUCUGGCUGCCAGUCUGGGCCAGGACCUGCAGGCCCUCCUCGUGCCACAGGCGCACGGCAAAUGGGUGGGCGGCGACGGCCACGCCUCUAGCAUGCAGCUGCUGAUGGCGGUUGGAGGUAGGGGGAGCCCAGGUGAUGCGCUGCAAGGAGGAUCGCAAGUAGGCUCAUCGCACGGCCCUGGUGCUGUUGCUGGUGGUGGAGGUGGAGGGGGCGAGGGUGGGGUGGGCGGCGAGGUGUACAUGCCGCGGCCCAUUGUGAGUGUGCACGUGCGGCAGGGCGACAAGGCGUUUGAGAUGCGCGUCUUCUCCUUCCCCGCCUUCCUCUUCAUGGCCAACCGCAUCAGACGCCUCGACCCCGCGCUGCACAACGUGUGGCUCAGCACCGAGAUGCAGAGCGUGGUGAGGCGCUCGUCGCGCUUUGGCAACUGGAACUUCUUCUACUCCAAGCUGCCGCGCCAGGAGGGCAAGGAGACCAUGUCAAACUACCUCUGGCACACCGGCAUGGCUCGCGUGGUGGGGGCCAGCUUUGCCAACCUGCUGCUUUCCUCGGAGUGUGAUUACUUUGUGGGAGUCCUGGCUUCAAACUGGAACCGGCUUAUCAACGAGCUCAGAUUAACCAAUGGGAGGUUGUUUGCAAGCUAUAUCUCAUUGAAUAAUGAUGAAUGGUAGGUGUAGCCAUUUUUGUCUCGUUUCAGGGCCCAAAAUUGGUUUUAGGCCACACUUAGGAAUCAGGGUACAAAAAACUUGUUGGAAAUACCCCGAGGACUUGAGCGUUUCUGAAGUGUAACACUAC
Molecule: messenger RNA, 2616 nt
Organism: Closterium sp. NIES-67
Lineage: Eukaryota; Viridiplantae; Streptophyta; Zygnematophyceae; Desmidiales; Closteriaceae
Source: the annotation of a GenBank genome assembly